Quercus robur (English oak) is the source of this 2059-nucleotide messenger RNA. RefSeq names its product disease resistance protein SUMM2-like. Gene Ontology annotation, molecular function: ADP binding. The transcript is spliced from 5 exons. The record is from RefSeq and is a predicted model, not a curated record. The coding region runs from base 488 to 2059 and encodes 523 amino acids. NCBI's taxonomy places the organism in Eukaryota, Viridiplantae, Streptophyta, Magnoliopsida, Fagales, Fagaceae.
UGGCAAUCCACUAUGAAGAGUGGGGCCACCAAUUUUCGCUUUUGCUUUAGAAAAAUUGGCUUACACAAAAAUAAAAGGCAUUCUCUAAAAGCCUUUUGUCUUGGCUGAAUAUUUCCUAAAGCAUUAAUCCACCUGGUAUUUUGGUUUCUUUCCUGAGAAGUUUGAAGGCUGAAGUAGUGAAAAGUUUUCUUCUUCCUUGUAUAAGUAAUGUUAGUUGAAAUGUUGUCGCUGUGACUGAGUUUACUGCUAGUACGUAUAUCCAUCUUUCAAAGUGGUUGGAGAAUAUGCAGGAUUCUGAAUAGAUAAGGCUAAGAAAAGAAAAACAAAUUACGAGUAAAACAAGAGAAGGGGACAUUGAAGAUCAAAUAAGGUGAAUAGCAAGGAGAAUUGUAAGCAAGUGCAAUUAAUUCCUCAAUUUACUUUAUUGCGCAGUUGGUGGCAAUUGUUUCCUUGUCACUUGUACCCACUAGAGUGUCAACGAGAUAGGAUGGACAUAUUGACGGGAUGCACGGGCUCCAUUGGAGCUGAAGUUGUAAAAAGCACAGCAAAGCCACUCAUACGUCAUGUUGGUUAUUUGUUCCGUUUCAAGAAAAUUGUUGAUGAUCUUAUCAAAGCAAAAACGGACCUGCAAUCAGAGCAGCAAAAGGUGCAAGAGGGAAUCAAGCGAGCUGCAAUGAACAAUGAGAUUGCUGAGAAGGAUGUAGAAAGCUGGUUGACAAAUGUGAAUCAACUCAUGGAAGAAGUACAGGCUUUGGAAAAUAAAGUACAAGUAAACUUGAGGUUCUGUAACGGCUGCUGUCCUGAUUGGAUUCGGCAAUACAAGUUAUGUAAGGAAGCCAUGCAGAAGACAAAUGUUGUCAAAGAGCUCCAAGAUAAGGGCAAAUUUUCUGAAUUGACCCAUCGUGCUCCGACUCCUGGCAUAGAGAUCUUUUCAUCUAGUGAUUUCGAGGUGUUUGAAUCUAGAAAAUUGGCUUUCCAACAAAUUAUGGAGGCAUUGCAUAAGGAUGACAAUAAAGGGAUUGGACUGUAUGGAAUGGGAGGGAUUGGGAAAACAACCCUGGUGAAGGAAGUAUACAAGAAAGUCAAAAAAUUGAAUAUUUUCAAUGACAUUAUGAUGAUUGUUGUGUCCCGAACCCCUGACGUUAGAAGAAUUCAAGGUGAAAUUGCAGAUUGUUUAAAUUUGAAACUUGAUGAUGAGAGCGAUAUGGCAAGAGCAUGUCAAAUAUGCUCAAGAAUAAAGAGUGUAGAGAAGAUCCUCUUAAUUGUGGAUGAUGUCUGGGACAGUGUCGAGUUAAAAGAUUUUGGAAUUCCAUCUCCGGAUGAUCACAAGAGUUGCAGGAUACUUCUAACUACACGAAGUAAGCAUAUAUGCGGUUUAAUGCUUCAUGAUCCAUGGAUGAUUUCAUUAAAUUUCUUAUUGGAGAAAGAAUCAUUGGCUUUAAUGAAAAGCAUAGUUGGUGAUAACCCAGACUUGAAUGAUGUGAUGCUGAAAGUAGUUGAAGAAGGCAAAGGUUUGCCUAUAGCAAUCAGUACUGUAGGAAAGGCUCUUAAAGGCAAAACUCUAGAUGAGUGGAAUGCGGCAAUGUAUGGACUAAGAAGCUCUAGACUUGUGGAUAUAGAAGAUGUUAAUGAAGAAAAAAAUGCUUAUGUAUGUAUCAAGUGGAGUUAUGAUCAAUUAAAACGCAAAACCAAGUUAUGUUUUUUGUUGUGCUCUUUAUUUCCAGAAGAUUAUAAUAUUCCUAUUGAGGAAUUGACUAGAUAUGCCAUGGGACUAGAGGAAUAUGAAGAUUUUGACUCACUUGAUGAAGCAAGGAGCCAAGUGCGUGCAGCAAUCAAUAACCUCAAAGAUUCUUCUCUUCUACUAGAUGGUUCUGGAAGAGAGUAUGUGAAGAUGCAUGACAUGGUUCGUGAUGUUGGCUUGUGGAUAGCAUCAAAAGGCAAAAAUGAAUUUAAGUUAAGAGCCUGCACUCGUUUAGAUGAAAACAGAAACUUUGAACAAGUCACUGCAAUCUCCUUGAUGGCUUCCAACACCAAACAACUUCCCCAUAAAUUGGGAUGA